UAUAUUAAGUGUAAAAGUGAGCUAGCCUAGUUUAAUCUGGUUGAGCCUUUUUUUCAAAAAGUGAUACAAUUCAAUCGGUAUUGCUUUUUUGUAAGUCAAAAAAUACAUAACUCAACAACAUCAACUUGGUUGAGAAUGUGAAAAGAAACACGCAUUCCACCCACAUUAGAUUUAUGAAUUAGGUGAAUUGAUUUAUGACCUGACUCAUAUAAAUAAAUAAAAAAUUAUAAAUACAAAAAAUAAAGAAAAAUAGAAAAUACAAAUAAAAAAGUCUAACAACACAUUAAUUCAUAAUAACAAACCCAAAGAAUAACCAAAUAAAAUAAAAAUCUUAAAUAUUUAUAAUAGAAAAGGAAAAUAAAAAAUGAGUUGGGGUAACUUAAUCUGAGAUGACUUGUCUCAAUAUGCAUAUGCUAAGCGAGUUUAGAUAAGAAAAUUGAAAGAAGAAAAAAAAUAAACCAACCACAUUUUUAAUUUUUUUUUUAUAACUUAUCUACUUUGGAGCCAAUCAUUUUCAUAAUUAAUUAACUUAUAAGUUGGAUUGGGCUAUUGGGCUAAGUUAGUUCAAGAAUUAAACUCACAUUCACAACUCUAAUUUAUUAGAAAGUUUUGAAACUUUAAUCAAUACUGAGAUUUUCUUACUUUAAUGUUGUAUUUAAUCCAAUCAGAUUUUCAUUAAGUAGGUAUAAAUAACUCGUGUAGCAUAAACAGGAAGGAUAAUACUAAAUUAGAACUGACAAUAAUGUUUAUAAUUAUAAAGAAAUCCCAUGAAAUUCCAAAGUUAAAAACAUCCACUGAAUCCAUUCAAACUGCCGGCGUUACACGAAGUGACGGAAUUCUCACCCUUGUACUUGUCUUUCACAGACUUCACUGUUGAAAGUUAAAACAAACACAUCACUUUCCCAUAUGUGCCUCCAAUCAACCACCCCUUUUAACUUACUAAAGCUUUUAAAUAACCUCUUUUAUUAUCCUUGAAUGCUACAAUAUCAGGUGGUGAUCGUUAUUAUCUAUGACCCAUCAUUCCCAGAAUUAGAACUAUGCGAUUUUCAAUAUAAUAAAAAUGUUUACAAACAUGAAUUUUAUCUCAAUGACUGUAACAAGUUAUAACUGAGACUGAUCUCAGUAUCACUCAAGUCAGAACGAUGCAUUGGUUAUAUGACAUACUUUAAUUUUCAAGUAAUAUUUAAAACUGAUUAUUGUUUACGGUUACAGAGAAUGAUUACUUGCAACAAACAAUUAAAUUUCCUAAUGUGAAAUUUGCCAUUUAUAUUUUGCAACAAGAAUCCUCACUCUCCCACUCUCUCUCUAAUCAAGAACAGAAGAUGAUUAGAUGAACCAAAAAGUGCCGUUGAAUAAUUGAAACCGAAAGAAAAAAAAGCCCUUCCACAUGUGCCGGCGCAUAUCUCUGUAUUAAUAUUUUGCCGCGCCAUUUUCAUUGUUAGUGUGACGUUACAUUCACAGUCACACAUUAAAACCUCCUCACUUCCUCUGUUUUCUGCUAACUCUGCCACACUCUGUUUUGUUCUGUUUCCUUCGUCGACCAACUUUUGUUCUCUUUCCAUGAAGAGCGAACCCAAUAAUGAAUUGGUUUCCCCUUACUCUCCCAAACCCAAAACCCGUCAUGUAAGUUCCCGGUUCAUGUCUUCAAUCUCCACCGGUUCACCAUCCGGUUCAGCUUCCCCGCUCCGCCGCUUCCACCGCCCGGCGAAGAAGAAAUCCACCACCCUCGCCGAUUACAUCGGCGAUGAGAGGCUGAAAGAAACGGAGGAAAAUCACCAUCACCAUAAGAAUCAAAAACCCACGAACAGAGCAGGCUCUGUUUUCUCUGUUCUCACAAAACAGAGGAGCUGCAGGGAGUUGAAAAGCAACACCAAUGACUUAGAAGAAAACGAUCAUGACGUUACUGACAGGACCACGGGGAAUGGUUUCUCCGGAAAUUCUUUUUCUUCGCCGGUGGCGAAGAAACCGAGUUCUUAUAUUGCUCCUGGAAGACUCUCUCUGGAUGAAAACACCCUUAAGAAAAGCUUUCAUUGUUCUAGGAAUUCAAUUGAUUUAGAAUCAGAUAACACUAGUUUGGAGUCUGUUUCUCUUACAAGAACGUGGAGUUCGAGAAAAACGGGUAGGGAGGUUCCGUCUAAGUACAUGGCAACAAGGGAAAGGAGAGGAGAAGCUUCUGAUUCAGACCCUCAUUCUUCUGAUGAUUCAUCAUGGAUGAUGAACAAGUUUAUUACACAGAAAGCUAUGAAGAAGGCUAAUUCGCUUAUUGGGUACAUGAGUUCCAAGUCCCAGUGGGCAUUGUCUCCUGGGAGGUCAGGGUCACCACCUUUGUCUUUAGAAAGCAAGGAAAAGUCAUUGCCGUUUUCGAACUUGAGGCCUCCACACAAGAGAAUGGAGAAGAUUCUGAGCAUGGGUUUUGAUCUGUUUAGGACUAAGAAAUCUUCGACGACCAGGGAGGUGGUUCAUCAGUUGCGUCUGCUUAAUAACAGGUUAAUCCAAUGGCGGUUUGCAAAUGCUAGAGCUCAUGCUGUGAAUCACAACAUGUCUCUUCAGGCUGAGAGCAAUUUGAUAUGUGCUAUGGAUGGUUUAGCCAAGUUGCGGCACUCAGUGAUGCAAAAGAAGAUAGAGCUUGAGAGAGAAAAACUUGAGAUGAAGCUAAUUUUUGUACUGCAUUCUCAAAUGAAGCUAUUGGAAAUGUGGAGAUUUAUGGAAAGGCAACAUGUAGCUGCAAUUACCGAGAUGAAAGAGUGUUUGCAUUCUGUUGUAUGCAAAGUUCCUCUUUUAGAAGGUGCAAAGGUGGACAUACAAUUAGCAUCUAUUGAGCAGCGGCAUGCAUGUGAUUUAGCAGAUUCCGUCAAGUCAGUGUUAUCAACCUUUUCACCCUUGGCUGAUGAGACUGCCAAGUUGCUAUCAGAAUUAGCAAGAGUUGUUGCACACGAGAAGUUGCUCUUGCAGGAAUUCAAUGAUAUCGUCCACACCAUGAGUGUCCUUGAGCUUAAAGAACGGAGCCUGAAGUGUAGUCUCAUUCAAUUUAAGUGUUGAAAAGGAAAAUUCAAAAGCUGUAAUUUCCGUCAGCGAUCACUUGGUAGGUUUCAUGUAAAUAGUAGAUCAGCAAAAUUAACAAAUUCAUAUAAUCUACAUGUAAAGAAUAAACUACAAACGAAAUUUUGUGGUGAAGUGUUCGUAUACAAAGGCUGCUAACAUAGCAUUAGCAUCUGUUCAUACAACCUCCAAAUUAGAUUUUUUUUUCUUUUUCUUUUGGCUGAGCAGACAAGAUUUGUUUCUGUUUAUCUACUGUAAACUUGUGCAGUGAAAGUAUGAACUUCAUUAUGCAAUAUACUCGUCUUAGCUCAUUCUUUUAAUG
Molecule: messenger RNA, 3361 nt
Organism: Cajanus cajan (pigeon pea)
Lineage: Eukaryota; Viridiplantae; Streptophyta; Magnoliopsida; Fabales; Fabaceae
Product: QWRF motif-containing protein 3
Biological process (GO): spindle assembly
Cellular component (GO): cytoplasm; nuclear microtubule
Molecular function (GO): microtubule binding
Source: RefSeq, a predicted model, not a curated record